Periconia digitata is the source of this 4291-nucleotide messenger RNA. Lineage: Eukaryota; Fungi; Ascomycota; Dothideomycetes; Pleosporales; Periconiaceae. The record is from the annotation of a GenBank genome assembly.
GGCAUGUCAAGCACCACCUUUGUGUGUCCUUGCAAGCACUCAACCUCAUCCCCAUCAACACGUCAACCACUGUUCGGCGCCACCAUGUCGAGCAAACGUGGCUCUGUAUUCGACCAGGGAAGGCCUGAAAAUCCUUUUCCCGAGCGCGAUCAGGUGGAGCCUGUCCGCAAAGCGACGGCCGCGCAAAUGGCGACGCGAAAGAUCAAGGCCGCAAAAGGCAGACGAACCCCCGGCGUAUCCUCCGGACUUUCGCAGUCCAUGAUGCAACCCUCUCAGCCCUCUGGCUUCGGCUUCGGUGGUGGCGAUAACAACGACGACAACAACAACAAUUCCGGCGCAAGCUCUUUUGGCUUUGGGUCGCAACAGGCACAGUCGGGCCAAGGCACGAGCAUGUUCGGAGGCGGCGCAACCAAUAGCUUCCCGCCAACACAAUCUUCUGCGCCGAGCAACUCUUUUUCCAACUCCUCGUUUCCUGCUUUUGGUGGUGGUAACAACGUGAACGCUGCCUUCAGCCCGCAGCCUCCUUCCGCGGGCUUCAGCUUCACGGCAGGUUCCAGCAAUCCCUUUGCCGCUUCCGCGCCGCCCACCGCCACAAAUGGGUCUAGCUCUGGCGGUUUCAGUGGCUCCAUAUUCAACACAGGGGCUCAGUCUACGAGUACACCAUUCGCAGGAUUUGGUGGGAACAACAACACAUCAUCCGCUGCAUCUUCAAAUAGCAUGUUUGGGACCAGUGCGCCUCAAACAAACAUGUUUGGCAACACCAUGUCGAGUGCGGAGAACAGUGCUUCAACCACUUUGGCAGCACCUGCAAAUCCUUUCGGAGGAUUGAGUGCGACUACCCCCUCAGCGCCAGCCACUCCUUUCAAUUUUGGUUCCACGCAGCCGGCAUCGACACCCACGCAAGAUAGCAACUCGGCCUCAAAGUCUCUCUUCGGUUCUGUGCAGCCGGCCUCCACUGCCUCCCAUGAAGCUACGCCUGCCUCGAAACCCGCUCCCUUCGGUACCUCCUUCACCCCCGCGCCCAUCUCCUCAAACUCUGGUGCUCCCAGCACCCCCUUCUCAAUUUUCGGGGCGAAGACGCCGAGCGAAAGCAUCAGCACGCCUGCUGCGAGCACUAAUCUCUUCAGCAACUUUGGCGCUACAUCUCAAAGCGGUUCGGCAAAUACUCCGGCAGCAACCCCCAGCUUGUUCCCCGCCAUGAAACAAGAAGGAGGAAGUAAUGGUUCACUGGCUGGGAGCAACUUAUUCGGGGGCUUUGGCAAUUCGCAAGGUGCGACGGCAAGUACUCCAGCAUCUACCUCAAGCCUUUUCGGCACCGUGUCAAAAGGCGAUAUCAGCAGCACACCAGCUGCUGGCCCCACUGCGACCCCGACCCCCAUCACCAGUCAAAGCGAAACAACAACUACUUCUACGCCCGCACCAAGUCUGUUCAAAAGCUUCGGCCCUACUUCCACUACUUCCUCCGAACCGGACACAUCUGGCGCCAAUUUGUUCUCUGCGUCAACCCCAGGCAAUGUCUUUGGCGGUUUCAACAAGACGCCAGCGACCACUACUUCCAGUGCUCCAAACGAAACCUCCAGUGGCCAGGAGGCUUCGACACCGACAUUCGGAAUUAACAAGACUACAUUCCCUGCAAAUACUUCUGGUUCGGGCUCUGGCCUGUUCUCACAAUCGCACCAGCCUAAAGCGCCAGAGUCUACAUCGUUUGCUUUCCAGCAACCAAGUACUUCUAAGACGCCAUCCUUGUUUAGCCAGUCGCAACCGGCCAAUUCGAAAGAAUCCAAUUCGCCCGCCUCAUUCAGUCCAUUCAACAAGCCAACCUCGAGCUCAUCCCAGCCUGCGUCUCAGCAAGAUGCCCUCAUUAAUAAGUUCGGCGCACCCUCGUCGACAGAACAACCUUCAGCACCGCCUUCUAAGAUACCCAAUCUCACCGAAGCUGCUGCACCGCCGCCACCUGAGAUAGCCAGCAUGCCGGAGAAACCAAGAAUUGGCACUAUUCACCUUCCGACCGUAUGGGGAACAACAGACGGUUCUGAUGAUACCCUCAAAGGUCUGGCAAUUCAGAUAGCUACCCUCAAUCAUCACUAUCGCGAGAGGCUUUCCAAUCUUCCACUCACUGCAAAUUGGAGUGCUCUCUCACGAUUCCAUCUUAAAGCCACCGAGGAAAUAUCGGCGAAGAUUGCAGCUUUCAGAAAGCGAGAAGCGGCGGCAAAAGGCAUCACAGGUCAUGAGUCGAGUCUUUCCGUCAAACGGAAAGCUACCACUGAAGAGGGUCAUGAUAAUCUCGAACAAGAUGCGACGCCAUCCAAGAAACCACGCGCAGCUGAAGCGCCUAGCACGCCUACUCCCAAAGGACCGGCUCUGCCGACCACGACGCCUAAGGCUUCGCCGCCAGUAUCUAAUACAUCCAGCUUAUUCGGUAGUGUCUUGAGCAAGAGCGCAGACUCUACUGCUGCGAAUGCCGAGAAGUCUUCCGAGACUUCUCAGAGCGCAACUUCCCAGGCUGGAUUCUCCUUUUUGUCAAAUGGCGCGAAACCUGCGGCGUCUUCGUCACCCUUCCAAAUGCCUUCCUCUGGAUCGACUGGCAAGAGCAGUAUUUUCGGAAGUAGUGGUGGUGGCUUGCUAGGCCAAUUCUCCAGCAAAGCGAAAUCGUACGAGCAACUUGUUGCAGAGCGCAAGGCUAAAGAGAAAGAAGAAGAUUAUGAUUCCGACGAGGAGAGCGAAGAGCAAUGGUCCGCUCGAUGGGAUAAAAAGGAGGCUGAACGUGUGGCCAAAGAAAAGGAGAAUUCUGCUCCGUCUGUUCAAACAUCAACAGCACCCACGUCCUCGAACAGCAGUGGUCUCAAUCUUCUCGCUAGCUUCAGCAAGCCAACCAGUGGGGCAUCCACACCCGGUCUGUUCGGCUCCCGAACUGGUAGCCCAGCGCCUUCCACGGGUGGAAAAUCUGUCUUUGACACGCCUGAAGCCGCCCGGUCGCCUGCAUCCAAUCCGUUCGCUCACCUGUCGUCUGAACAAUCUUCUAACAGCCAAGAUGACGACGAAGAUGAAGAUGCCGAUGACCAAGGUGUCAAUGGGCAGUCUACUGUCUCCGCCCAGCCAUUGCCUAGGAAACGCAAAGUCUUCGAUGAUAGCGAGUCAGAGUCUGGGGAAUUUGCGGAAGAUUCUUCUAAGCGUGGUAAGGUAGACACAGCCAAGAAACCUACUCUGGCCGAUCGUAUAACGAAGGAUGCAUCUGUUGCAAAGGACGACGAUUCUGAGAAGGAGAAUGGGGAUCCCAACGGAACACAAACGCCCUCAAAGCCCUUCUCAUUUUUCGAUUUUGGUAAAGCUGCUCAAUCGGCGCCUCCCAAAUCAGACAAGUUUGCUGGGGACCAGACUUUCAAGAUUGGAACGCCAAUCAAAUUUGGAUCAUCAGUAAAGGACGCACCCACCUUCCAGUUCCAACCUGCGACUCCUGCACCUGGUGACUUGUCCGCAACGCCAUCUAAGCCUCCUCCUGCGUCGACGUUCUCGUUUCUCAAUGCUGGCUCUUCGUCAACCCCAGGUUCUGUAUUUUCGUCGCGAGCUGCGACGCCCAUGUCUGAGGCUGAGGCAAGCGGUAAAGAAUCAGCUGCAGACAACGAUGACGAUGAUGGCGAGAAGCAUGCUCAAGUUGAUCUAUCUGAUCUCACUGAAGAAGAAAAGGCUGAGAACGCCGUAUUGUUCCAUACCGAACAAGCCCUCUGCAAGCACCAGGUCGAUAAGGAAUGGGCGAACUACGCACGAGGUCGUCUGUGGAUUUUGAAGAAUAACAAAACUGGCAAAGCAAUUGUACGCAUGCGACUCAGCAGCGGAAACACUAUGCUUAAUUAUAACAUCUUCCCUAAGCUCAAAACUAGUAUCACUGGCAAAACCAAGAAGAUGGUCACAGCGAUCGGCACGAAGAAAGACGGCAAGACAGGCAACCUUAUUUUCGCUGUUAAGAACGAAGAUAUCGCCGCCGAAUUCUCCAACGUUUACAAUGAAAACACAGUUUGAACCAAAUGUGUUAUGAUUCGUGGGAGAUGACGGCCAUCUUGUCUCACCUGAUUGGCAUGCCCAUAAAAGCAGCUUUCCUAGCUCAGCCUCUGUCAUGGGACUACACCGUCAAACACUCGGCCCCUUCGUUUUGGCAACCUAUUGCGACCCGAUCAUUCCAUGCUGCAUAGCCCCCAUUCUGUUCUUCUUUUUACAAAAGCAAUAUUUCACCUGGCAGUCUGUUCUCCUCCCCCUCCAGCUUCACCUACGAGGGAGUCUCAUCAGCAUGACUAGC